UGGUAUACUACUGAAUCGAGAGGAGGUGACUUACUGAUGACGUCACUUGUUACACAUACAAGGAUGUCACAAUGCCAUUGAAUUCUACUGCUGUUGUGAGGAGAGGCAGUUGCAAGAGGUGAAGAGGAGGAAUGAAGAUCUGUAGAAAAAUGGAGGCUUAUUUUAUUGUUGCAAAGCCACGAGCUUGCAAAUGAAGAAGUUCGUGGACUUUUCCAGAGGGCUCAAUUCAGUGCUGUUUUCCUGGUAAGAGAGGUUUCAGACAGAGACAAACAACAAAAUGAACAAUCCAGCUAUAAAGCGAAUAACAAAUGAAAUUAUCAAAUCACCUGAGGAUAAACGAGAGUAUCGUGGACUGGAACUGGCAAAUGGCAUUAAAGCUCUUCUCAUUAGUGACCCCACCACAGAUAAAUCUUCAGCAGCACUUGAUGUACACAUAGGAUCUUUGUCUGAUCCCCCCAACAUUGCUGGGCUUAGUCACUUUUGUGAGCAUAUGUUGUUUCUGGGAACCAAGAAGUAUCCAAAAGAGAAUGAGUAUAGCCAAUUUCUUAGUGAGCAUGCCGGGAGCUCAAAUGCUUUCACAAGUGGAGAACAUACCAACUAUUACUUUGAUGUAUCACAUGAACAUCUGGAAGGUGCACUAGACAGAUUUGCCCAGUUUUUCCUGUGCCCUUUGUUCGAUGAAAGCUGCAAAGACAGGGAAGUGAAUGCUGUUGAUUCUGAGCAUGAGAAGAACCUGAUGAAUGAUGCCUGGAGGUUGUUCCAAUUAGAGAAGGCUACUGGGAAUCCCAAUCAUCCCUUCAGUAAAUUUGGAACAGGGAACAAACUCACUCUGGAAACUAGACCAACCAAAGAAGGAAUAGAUGUAAGACAAGAGCUAUUGAAGUUCCAUUCUACUUAUUAUUCAUCAAAUUUAAUGGCUAUUUGUGUCUUAGGAAGAGAAUCCUUGGAUGAGCUGACUUGCUUAGUAGUAAAGUUAUUUUCUGAAGUAGAGAAUAAAAAUGUUCCUAUACCAGAGUUUCCUGAACAUCCUUUCCAAGAAGAACACCUCCGGCAACUUUACAAAGUGGUACCCAUUAAGGACAUUAGAAAUCUUUAUGUCACAUUUCCUAUACCAGACCUUCAGAAGUACUAUAAAUCAAACCCUGGCCAUUACCUUGGUCAUCUGAUUGGGCAUGAAGGCCCGGGGAGUCUUUUAUCAGAGCUUAAAGCCAAAGGAUGGGUAAAUACUCUUGUUGGAGGACAGAAGGAAGGUGCGAGAGGUUUCAUGUUUUUCAUCAUUAAUGUGGACUUAACAGAAGAAGGACUUUUGCAUGUUGAAGAUAUUAUUUUGCACAUGUUUCAGUACAUUCAAAAGCUACGUACAGAAGGACCUCAGGAAUGGGUUUUCCAAGAGUGCAAGGACCUAAAUGCUGUGGCAUUCAGGUUUAAAGAUAAGGAGCGACCACGAGGUUAUACAUCAAAGCUUGGAGGAAUGUUGCAUUAUUACCCUAUAGAAGAAGUAUUGGCUGCUGAAUAUUUGCUCGAAGAAUUUAGACCUGAUUUAAUAGAGAUGGUACUGGAUAAAUUGAGACCAGAAAAUGUUCGAGUUGCAAUAGUUUCCAAGUCUUUUGAAGGAAAAACUGAUCGAACAGAAGACUGGUAUGGAACACAGUACAAGCAAGAAGCAAUUUCUGAUGAAGUUAUUAAGAAAUGGCAAAAUGCUGACCUGAAUGGGAAAUUCAAGCUUCCAAUGAAGAACGAAUUCAUUCCUACUAACUUUGAGAUUUUGCCAUUGGAAAAAGAUGCGACACAGUACCCUGCCCUUGUAAAGGACACUGCUAUGAGCAAACUGUGGUUCAAGCAAGAUGACAAAUUUUUUUUGCCAAAAGCUUGUCUCAACUUUGAAUUUUUCAGCCCAUUUGCUUACGUGGAUCCCUUGCAUUGUAACAUGGCCUAUUUGUACCUUGAGCUACUCAAAGACUCCCUCAACGAGUAUGCAUAUGCAGCAGAACUAGCUGGCUUGAACUAUGAUCUCCAAAAUACCAUCUAUGGGAUGUAUCUUUCUGUAAAAGGUUAUAAUGACAAGCAACAUAUCUUGCUCAAGAAGAUCAUUGAGAAAAUGGCUACUUUUGAGAUCGAUGAAAAACGAUUUGAGAUUAUCAAGGAAGCGUACAUGAGAUCACUGAACAACUUCAGAGCUGAGCAGCCUCACCAGCAUGCAAUGUAUUAUCUCCGACUCCUGAUGACAGAAGUUGCUUGGACCAAAGAUGAAUUAAAAGAAGCUCUAGAUGAUGUCACUCUUCCCCGCCUCAAGGCCUUUAUAGCUCAACUGUUGUCACGGUUACACAUUGAAGCACUUCUCCAUGGCAAUAUAACAAAACAGGCUGCAUUAGGAAUUAUGCAGAUGGUUGAGGACACUCUGAUUGAGCACGCUCAUACAAAGCCACUCCUUCCCAGUCAACUAGUGAGAUACAGAGAAGUGCAACUUCCUGACAGAGGUUGGUUUGUAUAUCAACAGAGAAAUGAAGUUCAUAAUAAUUGUGGCAUUGAAAUAUAUUACCAGACAGACAUGCAGAGCACUUCUGAGAAUAUGUUUCUGGAGCUCUUUUGUCAAAUAAUCUCAGAACCAUGCUUCAAUACUCUGCGCACCAAGGAACAAUUAGGUUACAUUGUGUUCAGUGGUCCACGUCGGGCAAAUGGCAUACAAGGACUGCGAUUUAUUAUACAAUCUGAAAAGCCACCACACUAUUUAGAAAGCAGAGUUGAAGCAUUCUUAAAAACUAUGGAGAAAUGCAUAGAGGAUAUGACAGAAGAGGCCUUCCAAAAACACAUACAAGCUUUAGCAAUUCGUCGUCUAGACAAACCAAAGAAGCUGUCUGCAGAAUGUGCUAAAUACUGGGGUGAAAUCAUUUCCCAGCAGUAUAACUUUGACAGAGAUAACAUUGAAGUGGCUUAUCUAAAGACUCUGACCAAGGAUGAUAUUAUACAGUUCUACAAGGUGCUGUUGGCAAUAGAUGCUCCCAGAAGACAUAAGGUAUCAGUACAUGUCCUCGCAAGGGAAAUGGAUUCCUGCCCUGUUGUUGGAGAAUUUCCAUGCCAAAAUGAUGUGAACCUGGCACCAGCACCACCCCUACCACAGCCGAGUGUGAUAGAAAAUAUGACAGAAUUCAAGCGCAGUCUGCCACUCUUCCCACUGGUGAAACCACAUAUCAAUUUCAUGGCUGCAAAACUGUGAAGAACCCCAGUGAAGAAAUGCAAAUGAUGAGUACUGACAUGGUUUCAGGGGACUUCAUGAUGAACAAAAUGAUUAAAGAUCAUUAGGAUAAAUGGUUCUGUCCGUUAUGAAAGUCCUGAAUUCCUUCUUGGUUCAUUUGACAUUAGCUGUGUGUUAGGGAUAGAGAGUAUAUAAAAAUCAGUUGUGGUCAUGUGUCAUUUAUAUUACAGACAACCUGUUGAAAACCAAAAUCAACUGAAACAAUAAUAAUAAAAAACUUGUAGAUGCAGUAUAUUUUUAAAAUAGUAUAUCCCUCCAAAAUUUCAUUUUGAUAAAAUAACCCUCCAGACAAAAUUGCUUGAAAUAUCCUUGUUACUCCUGAAAACCACCAUUAGUAUCCCAAUAAUUUACCUUAUUGGAGACUGGAGGGGGUGAGGAAAAGAAGGUCCUUUUUGGGAUGUGGGCAACAAUUUUUCUUACAAAUAGAGACUUUCACAUUUUUUUGAAGGGAUGUGUUGAAUGAUACUUUUUAAAUUGAUCCUUAACGCAACCAACAUAUUUUCUAUUUAAGUUUUAUGAAGACCAGUGGGGGGUGAAGAAAAGGAAAUUUGACAACAUGGUAGUAAGUGAGAAUUGUCUUAAUGAGAAUAAUUGAAGAUAUGGGCAUGAUUUUAAUCUUUCUAUACAAAUUGGGGGACAUUUUAUAUUAAAACUAGUAAAAUGCUGGAAACACUUUAAUAGUGCAUCUUAUUUUUGUUAUCAAAAGUGUUGUCCCAGUCUGUUGAUACUGUCAACACUGCAUUCAGUUUUUUAGGGUUACUGUGAAUUGUUUCCGUUUGGCGUAUAAAACACGUUAUUUGCUGUAAUUUUUUUGUUUUCAGUUGCGUAUGUACUGAGGGAGAACUCAGUCUGUUUUGCCUCAUGUGUUAUGUUAGGUCUCAGUCCAGCAAAGCACUUAAUAGUGCAACUAACUUUAAGCACAUGUUAGUUCUUGACUCAAGAGCAGGUGAAUGUCAGAUAGGGGCCCUGUAACCAAUCAGACACAUUAUAGUUCUGAUACAUCUGUGGGGGUCCUUCUUGUUCCUUCAGAAAGGCAUCUGGGACAGUGCAGUACUGGCAUAGAACCAGGGGGUGGUUCAGGUUACAUCACAAAAUGUUUCUUCCUACUUCUUUAAGAAGGCUGCACAGAACCUAGAAGGAGGAAGAGUUGUGCUGAAAUUAUAUAUACAUAUGUAUGUAUAUAUAUUCCAUAAUUUAGUAGAACAGCAAAACAAUAAUAUAUGGUGUCUAAUCUUCACCACGUAUACUGACUUCUGCAGAGUGGUCUUUUGCUUGGUACAGCCCCAAGACAGAAGGAGGUAAGGGAGCAUCCUACUAAGUUCUGCCUGUUUAAUGCAUAAAAUUGAUUGCAAUUUUUCAGACAGUAUGGAGUAUGCAAAGCACUGAAGAUAUAAAAUCUGCUCAUCAGGGGUGUUACUGAGAAUUUGGUUCCUCUUAAAAGAACCCGAAGUUAAGGCCCUGAUGUGACAUGGGUGUUGUCACGUGUCAGAAUCCAGGUAUAUUUGAUAGGAGUGUUUUUGUAAUUGAAGUAAUGUUUUUUUCUUACACUGGCUUUGAAGCCAAAUUAUAUGAAUGCUUGACAGGGUAAGGGCCUUAAGUUGUGUUUAUCUGAGAGUCUCUUUUAACUGAAUAAUUACAGUGUAUUUAAAAGUUAUUAUAAAGGUUAUCAGUACGUGUCAACACCUUUUUAAUAAAUUUGAUUGUAGCUUGUGAUGUAACCUGUUGCCAGGGAAGGCCACUAGCAUUUUUUUUUUUGUAGUCUCAGAAAAAAAUAUUAAACAUAAGCAAAACCAAUUAAGGUGUCUGUGUUCACCACAUAUCUCAUGGAUCCAUUACAUAAAAUGGGCUUUCUAACCCUCUUGCAUUUUGCUUUUGUUUAUAGUUUUUCUUUAGUCAAAAUAUUUGUAUUAUAUAUAUAUUAAAUUUUUGACAACAUAUUAUAAAAUAUAUAUUUUGGGAUUUAAUAUUUAAACAUACCACUCUUACAGUGAAUAAAAUGAAACGGCUUUUAUUGUGUGUAAAAAUAAAUAGAUAUAUAUAUAUUCAUGGAAGUACUAUUGACUCUUAAAUUCUAUACAUAAAUUGGAAUAGCAGUGUAUUUAACACUAGCUCACAAAUCAUGCUUUCCAGGGGAAAAAAUGUAGAAUUUCAAAGUUCUGUGACUGGAUGUGGAAACCCAUGUAGUUCUCCAGCAACUCUUAAUUACUUUUAAGUGUUCUCCAGCAUUUUACAGUUUCUGAGUUUGAUAUAGCAGUAAAUUUUGAUAAACUCAGGCAUACUAAUGGGUUCGUUAUAAUGGAUCCAAAGCUGCAGUGUCUACAAGCAAUAAAAAACUACCUAGAAUACACUGUAAUUCAAUUUUAGUGCUUGUUAACUAGUUUAUGUAAGAAACCAUAAAUUAUUAUUACAUAACUGUAAUUUUUGCAAGUGCUAUUUUAAGCAAUUGAUGUGGAAAUGGGUGCAUGUGACACAGCCAGUAUGACAGAGUGCUAGAGUUAUUCUGUUUACAAUAAACAAUCUGAAUUUAAUGUUUGGAGUUCUUAAUUUGUUUCAUUUUAAUUUUUUUGCAUACUGGUAAUGUUACAUCUAUCAGUCUGUGCAUGUGUUUUAUUAUAUGUUGAUUGUGAUUUUUCUGGUAGCCAGUUGCUUGGACUAGUUAGGCUGAAUAGCAUUGCUGCUGGAGAAGUGUUCCCAGUCACUUCUGGGCAAGUUUCCCAGGAUUUCCCCAUGUCGUAUCCAAUAUAGGUAGAUCCACCCCUGUUGCUCUCGAAAACUAAAUAAUAGAAAGGUAGGAAUACUUGCACAAGACAGAAUUUUAAUUACCAAAUCUGAAACUGUAAAUUCAGAAGCAUCACUGCAGCCAGACUGAAUCAUGCAUAGUGCAGCUUUACAGUGUUGCUUCUGAGAAAUUGCUUUCCUUGGCCAUUUUCUUUGUUUUAUGCACGCCAAAAGAUUACAUUUCUAAAGGUUAGGAAUUAAGUGUGAUUGAUUGUUAGAACAGUAAAUAGUGUGAGUUCUGAACUCUGACAGUGUAAAGAUAUGUCAGCAGGGGCUUCUGCUCCUUGAAGUAAUUAUCUGGCAGUUAGCAGUGUUAGAAGAGACAGGUUUUGUCCUUGGCAUUGUGAACACUGAUUGGUACUCUGAGCAAAGAAACAAAAUGCCUGCAACCCACCUGGAAAAUUAUUUGUCCCCAACAUCAGGGCUCUCUUUCUCCGCUCCCAAUAAUUAGGGAUCGGUGUAAAUCUUGAUAAACUGGCUUUAUUGGUUUUUAUCAAAAAAAUCAAGCUCUCUGAAUAAAAUUAUUAUUGUUAGAGCUUUUUUCAGAACAUUAUUUAGACACUUGGACAUGAACAGCUCUUACCCAUAAUGUGUUCCACGGGGUAAUUGUAAUGUGUGGAGAAAGCAUUACACACCUUUUUAACUUCAUGUAUUAUUUUCUAGCUCUUGUUUUAACACAAGGUCAGCAGAAUCUUUGUUUUCUCUCUGCCAUUUCUGGUUAGAAUGCUUUUGCUACAGGUGUGCUGUAAAGUGAAAAACAGUUAUCUUCUAUACCUUUCUUCAUGCAGGUUUUUUUUUCUUCCGUAUUUUUUCAGUAGCUGACCACUGAACUGAUACGGUCAUUUGCAGUGACACCUGGGCCCUUCUCUUGAGCUAAUCCCUAAUUUGAUACUCAAAUCCAAUUCUGAAAUACUUUAAUUUCAAGUGAGAUUUUAAUAUUGUUGCUUCAUGCUGCACAAUACAAGGCACCUCUGUGCUAUUUUAAAAGCAGAAGAGAUCAGAAAGUCAGGCACCUUUCUUACCUUUCACGUAGUAUCAAAAGAAGCUUGGCCUAUGUAGACUCUGCUGAGAGGUUUCUAUCUGAAACAUUUCAGUUGCUAUUUACCAUUCAAAGAAUAUACCCAUAAGUUACAGUAUGUGCUGUUGGUAGAAUAUAAAUGCUAAUGGUAUGUGAAAUCUGAAUUGCAGUUCAAAGGAAGAAAGUGUGUAAGGGCAAAGGCUCAGCAGAAUGGGAGAUGUCACAAUUAAAUCCACUUACUUGAACUCUAGCAUCUAAAGGGAAUUUAAGAUAGAAAAUAUUUAUGGAUUCUUAAAUUAUUAUUUCAAAGCCACCCUAAGGCUGUUAACUCUAAGUGCAGCAUUAAAAGAUGUGGACACGACACUGCUGAGCUUUUGCUGCUGUUAACUUUCAGGACUCCCUUUUCAGUGAUGCAGUGAAAAAUUCUGGAUUAAAUUCUGGACUGUUUGUGCAGUGGAUAAGAGAAGCUACACAGCUCUGAGUGGACUUCAGGUUACUGUUGCACUGAGCGAGGAAGUGACUAGGCUUAGCUAGUAGGAAACUAGUGCGAGGCAUCCAAGUUUAAAUCCUCCAUUUUUCUAAGGAUUUACCUCCACCUUACUCUGGGUUAGUUGUGCUUUCUUCUGCUUCAGAUUCCAUUACAGCUUUUCACUGCCUGCUCAGCUUCCAUUUCGGGAAGGAGAGUAAGGAAUCGUAGUACUUUACAUAUCUUUGGCAGUUACUAGAAAAUUUUCCAUGGGAAAGCAGCUGGAACUCGGGACCCCCUUCCCACCCUCCUCAACCCUGUCCCGUGGUACAUAUGGGCUCAUACAUGCACGUGUUCUGGUGGUGAAUGCUUAAAAUCAGAAUUUUAAGCUUAAAUUCGACAAAAUAAGAACACCUUCAACAGAAGGGAACAGGGAGGUCCCCACCUACGUUACAGACCUCCUGGUAAGUGAGAAAAAUAGGGUAAAGGAAUUCUAAGAGGAGAUGGAAAUGAAGCUGAUUUUUUGAUAACUUGCACUAAACACUGAGUUGUGGCAUAGGAAAACACGCUUUUUAUGUGAAGUCUGCUGUGAAGGAUGAACUCCUGUGAUGGGAGAGCUAAAAAACAACCUGCUUGUGAAUUCCAGGGAGAUGCAGAUCAAUAUUAAUGCAUUCGUCAUGGUUAAGGCUGAGUCAUUUCAGAGCAGGCACAAAGAUGGUAUGUAGAAAAUGUGGGUGUGUACAAAUGUUAGUGAAAGCUGAGGCUGAGACUUUGAUGAUCUAGAUCUUGGAUGUGAUGAUUUUAGUGGACAGGGGUCUUAAAAAUGUGCUGAAUAGUAUUAAAAGUGGUGCAUUUGAUAAGGCAGUGUUGGAGCUAGUCUAAACCACCAGAAAUACAUAAACACUUCACAGCAGUAGUGCUCAAAAAUGAGUUCAGUUGGUAUUUUUCAAACUUUCCAGCUUGCUUUGGAAGGAAGUAAGUUUAGCAGGACAGGUUUCAACCCAAAUGAUUAUUUGCAUAUGUGUGUAAAAGCCAGGGAAGUUCACAGCUUAGUGCCCAUCAGUGCUGUAAAGUCAGUAAGCUGUCAAACAGUUCAACAUUUCCCCGCUUUCUCUGUCAUUACCAUAACUUUUAGCCUGCUAAUACUUGUGCAUUCCAAACCUUCUGCAGUACCCUGAAAGGGGGGGUGGCUGGGUAGGGAGCGGAAUUGUUUCUUAGGACCAUUUACUGCAACUGAAGUUCUGUGUUUUGACUGCAAGAUACCAGUGUCAUUUACUGGCACAAACCUGUUAAGGAUGAAGCUUCAGGAAUCUGAAAAAAAGGUAUACGAAGAUAAUUCUGUUCACAGAUUUGAUUAAUCCUCAUUUCCAGAUCAAAUUGUAGGAAGAGAAAGAAACUGUGAUGAUUCUGCAGCAUCAAAGUGUAUUCUAGAAAUGCAGGAAUCUGUAUGUAUAACUGGAUCUGGCAUCUCCACAAGCUGAUUGUUUAGUUCUGGUACAUGUCAUCUUCAAGGGCAGAGUCACCCACUGUUCAUCUCGCAUUGCAUUGUGUCUCUGUUUCCAAAGUGAGAUGACCACGUAGCUCCCAUUGUCACAUCAGCCAGAAGUGUCACUGAUGUCCCUUUAGCACUGGAUGUUCUAGGAUUUAUUUUUUUUUUGUGAUUAGAAUUUACCUUCUAAUCAUGCUGAGCUGUAUCCGUAAAAUUAAACAAAAUGGCAUCUGCAGUAUGGCUAAGUCUGGACAGCCACACUGGACUGCUGCUGAGGCUCAGCCCAGGGGGAGAUUUAAGCAAGUAGAAGUAUUUCAGAAAUAAUUUAAAAACAGGUGCUCCUGAACUGCAGCAGGAGACUGAUCUGCUGUUGUAUGCACAAUAUGAUUUUAUUGCUGUGAAUAAUCUAAUAAAAAUGUACCUUACGCAGCUUUUUCCUGGAAGUAGGUAUAUGUAAGAGCAGAAUAGCUUGUAGGUUUUGUGUAACUUGAAGAAUGCGUAUACAAAGAAUGCUUGUAGUUUGGAUUUUACACUUGAAUUUAAAUGUCAGUAAUCAUUAGUUUAAAGAUGUUAUGAAUGUGAAACUACAGAAGAUUGUAUUAAGCUCAGUGUAAGUGUGAGCUGGGGUGCUCAUGAGCCACUUAACAAUAAUGUGGAAGUGGAAGAUAAUGCAUAUGAGUUGAAACCAACUAGUUAUAUGUCAUUUUGCACUUCUUGUCUGGUAAUCAUGUCCUAUCUGUUGUGUCAUUGUGUAUAAAUU
Molecule: messenger RNA, 9764 nt
Organism: Pezoporus flaviventris
Lineage: Eukaryota; Metazoa; Chordata; Aves; Psittaciformes; Psittacidae
Gene: IDE
Product: insulin degrading enzyme
Exons: 25
Coding region: 278-3214 (978 amino acids)
Biological process (GO): peptide catabolic process
Cellular component (GO): mitochondrion; peroxisomal matrix; cytosol
Molecular function (GO): metalloendopeptidase activity; metal ion binding
Source: RefSeq, a predicted model, not a curated record